Ramularia collo-cygni is the source of this 1662-nucleotide messenger RNA. RefSeq names its product probable glucokinase GLK1. Gene Ontology annotation, cellular component: cytosol; mitochondrion. NCBI's taxonomy places the organism in Eukaryota, Fungi, Ascomycota, Dothideomycetes, Mycosphaerellales, Mycosphaerellaceae. The transcript has 2 exons. The coding region runs from base 1 to 1662 and encodes 553 amino acids. Gene Ontology annotation, molecular function: D-glucose binding; fructokinase activity; glucokinase activity. Gene Ontology annotation, biological process: intracellular glucose homeostasis; glucose 6-phosphate metabolic process; glycolytic process. The record is from RefSeq and is a predicted model, not a curated record.
AUGGCGCUCCAACAAGCCGCCGAGCGGGUCGCCGCCGAAUUCGAGUAUUCCGCCCAAGAUGUCAACCGUGGGGUCGCCGAGUUCAUCCGUCAAAUGGAUGAAGGUCUACGCACGACGGGAGCCACCAUGUCCCAGAUUCCCACCUAUGUCACCGCCGUCCCCAAUGGCUCCGAAGAGGGAUUGUACAUGGCCGUCGAUCUCGGAGGCACCAACUUCCGCGUCUGCUCCAUUCAACWCCAUGGCAACAGCACCUUUAGCCUCACGCAGAGUAAAGUGGCCAUUCCCAAAGACUUGAUGGUCGCCAAGACGAGCAAGGAAUUGUUCUCCUUCCUGGCCAAGCAGAUUGAGUUGUUUUUGAAGACGCAUCAUGGGGAGCAUUACMACAGUCACAAGGAAAAGCGCAGGGGAGGCGUGUGGAAGGCGGAACAUGAUGAGGAUAUCUUCAGUCUGGGAUUCACCUUUUCCUUCCCCGUCCAGCAGUUUGGAAUCAACAAGGGAACUCUCAUCCGCUGGACCAAAGGCUUCGACAUUCCCGAUGCCAUUGGCAAGGAUGUCUGCGCUCUGCUGCAAGAUGAGAUUGAUGCUCUCGGUCUUCCGGUGAGAGUUGCUGCGUUGGUGAACGAUACGGUUGGAACCCUCAUGGCUCGAUCAUACACCUCCCCAGGAAAGACGGGAACUCUUUUGGGAGCAAUUUUCGGCACUGGUACCAACGGAGCAUAUGUCGAGAAGUUGGACAAGGUCACCAAACUCACCGCCGCGGAUGAGGUUGAUUCGCAAACCGGCGAAAUGAUUAUCAACACCGAAUGGGGCUCCUUUGACAACCAACUCUCCGUCCUGCCCAAAACACCCUACGACGCCGCUCUCGAUGCCGAGAGUGUCAACCCGGGGAUUCAAAUGUUCGAAAAGCGCGUCAGUGGAAUGUUUUUGGGAGAAAUCCUCCGACGAGCCCUUCUUUCCUUGUUGAAGGACCCUGCAGUCCCGCUCUUCACCGACGAACACAGCAAUCAGAACGACGUGCACUCUACUACGAAUGUCGGCAAAGAUUGUCCACUCUACCAACAAUGGGGAUUGGAUUCCAGCUUCUUGAGUAUCGCAACAGGAGACAACAGCGCAGGGUUGAAAGUCACCCGUCAAACGCUCGACAAGGAAUACGACGUCACCGCCGCCUCGGCCGAAGACGCCGAAGCGGUACGACUCAUCGCCUCGGCGAUUGGCAAGCGUGCCGCGAGAUUGAGUGCCGUCGCCAUUGCCGCCAUUGUCAUUUCCACGGGUAAGCUGGGCAACCCGACAGACAUCGCCACGACCAACGAUGCGACGUUGGAGGUCAAUGAGGAUGAGAUUGUGGAUGUUGGCGUGGAUGGCAGUUUGGUGGAAUUCUACCCGCGAUUCGAAGAGUACAUCCGCGAGGCACUGCGGGAAAUCCCUCAAAUUGGAGUCUCGGGGGAGAGGAGGGUGAGGAUUGGAAUUGCUAAGGAUGGGAGUGGAGUUGGGGCUGCGCUGAUUGCGCUGGUUGCUGAUAAGGCUUCGAAGGGCUAUGGCUCGUCCUCUUCUUCUCCUUCAUCAUCAUCAUCAUCAUCAUCAUCAUCAUCAUGUGGUGGUAUCGGAGGAUUCUUGCAGAGUGUGAUUGGAUAUAUGAAUCGGGGCGUGAGGAUGAGAAUCUAG